Humulus lupulus (European hop) is the source of this 3500-nucleotide messenger RNA. Its product is annotated as branched-chain-amino-acid aminotransferase-like protein 1. The record is from RefSeq and is a predicted model, not a curated record. Gene Ontology annotation, molecular function: catalytic activity. The transcript has 7 exons. Bases 685 to 1026 code for a protein of 113 amino acids. Lineage: Eukaryota; Viridiplantae; Streptophyta; Magnoliopsida; Rosales; Cannabaceae. Gene Ontology annotation, biological process: carboxylic acid metabolic process.
UAUCAUUCUUCUUUGAAUUGGUUUCUCCAAAGUUUUGAUUGAGGUAUUUCUAUGAUAAUUGAUUAUUAUAUAUAUAUGUAUUUUUUUUUUUUGAGAAAAUUGUGAAGAUGAUUAACUCCCAACUCUAGGUUUUGAAAUUAGACGUUGAUUACGUAUCCUUGUUUGAGGCAGUUAAGUAAUGCCCAUAAACUGUUUGACGAAAUGUGUGUUAGAGGGACAUUGUUAUUUCAAUACUGUAAUAAUGGAAUGUGUGUUAGAGGGACAUUGUUCUGUGUGGAUGUGUUCUAUAAUGGAAUUGACUUUAUAGUUUGGCUGAGUUCUUAUGUAAGAUUACCGUUACUUCUGGUGAUGCUUGUUCAAUUGCUUAGCUUUUGUUCUUGGCCAAGAUACAACUAAUUAGUGAAAUAGAUUGUAGUGUGCAAUCAUAUUUUUUCAUAUACUGGCCAGAAGUAAGCUAUAAUAUAUAGACAAGAAGUAAGCUAUAAUAUAUAAUAGAUUGUUGUUCUUCUUCUUGUUAGCAAAAAAAUAAACUCUCACCAAAAACAUACAUUUUCUCUCUCUCUCUAGUCAGUCAACUAGUCUUCCCUGUGAUCAUCUCCCAUUUUCCUCUCUCAAUCCUAGUCGUUUCCAUGCCCUCUUCCCUCUGCCAUUCUUUGGGAGACCCACUAGGAAUGGGUCCAAUCCAUGGCAUCAGCCAAAAUUAAGAAUCUACUAGUGGAUUUGGAAAAAAGGUUCUUUGAGCAAGCUCAAAGGAUUCACCACAAUAACCUUCUCAAUAAUAUACUAGCAAAGAUAGAAGGAAAUAAUGGAAAUGCCGGUGAUGCAAUCAUGCUUGACUAUGAAGGUUUCGUGUACGAAACAAAUGCUACAAAUAUUUUUGUAGUGAAGAAAGGCCAUGUUUUGACACCUCAUGCUGAUUACUGUCUUCCUGGCAUUACCCGUGCUACUAUUUUGGAAUCAUUCAAAUGUUCAGAACAUAAAAAAGAAAAGAUAAGACACAUUUCAAGAAGUAUUUACUGUCCAUAGAACAACAUAUAUUUGUAUAUUUAUACAUGUAAGUGUGUAUGUUAAAUUGGAUUUAUUUGAAUAUUUAGUUGUAUAAUUUACAUUUACCUGAUUAGUUCAUUUUAAUCAAAUGGUUGGUGUACUAAAAGCUAUCAAUUUGUUUUAUUGUUAAUGUGUUUCUUGAUUGAUUUUGAUUGCACUCAUCAUGAUUUUGACUAAAAGCUUACGUAAGGGAGAGUAGAGGGGGCAGUUACCAUUAUUCUUCACAGCCCUCAUUUUCAAAAUCUAAAGAGAGAGAACUAGAUGGCAAAAAGAGAGAACUUGUGCUCUCAAGGGGUUCAGCCAGCCUAAGAAUUCUUCUUAGGGUAAGUUUCAUUUGGAUUUUCUUUAAGUAUUUUAGUAUGAAUAUGUCCUUAGAUAUCUCUUGAUGUUAUAAGGAAUUGGAAAACCAACUUUGGAGAAGGAAACUCCAUAGUCUCGGCUUAGGGAAUUCAAGAGCAAGGGGUAUGUAACACUUUGGUUUUCUUAAAGGGUUCGACCAUGAUGGUCUCUCAAAGAAUCGUUGUUCUUGAUUAUGCUAGUAUAUUUAUUCUAUUUAUAUUGAGUAUUUUUUGGUCUUCUUUUUAGUCAAUAUUAUAUGCAUUAAUUUUAAUUUGUUGGUUGAUUCAUUGCAUUGACUAUCAGUUUCCUUACAAAUGUUAGAGGGGUUUAUAUUAUGUCUAAAAACUCUAAAAUGAUUGAUUUGAAUAUAAAGCCUCAUAAGUUGCAUGAACAAUCUUCAAAUAAUUAGGUUAGACUCACUGACUGCUAAUUCAAUAUCCAUUUCUUUGUUUGUAGGAUAAAUAAUUUUUCUUCUUAUUUUCUCUAUUGUAGUAGAGAAAGAACACACAUAAGACAUUACCAUAAUUCUAUUAAAUCAUAGCACUAUUUAGGCACUUGUUAUGGAAAAAAACACAAACUGAUCAACCAAGCACUACAACAUAUAUAGCAUGCUUAAUCAUAUAUUUUAAGUUUUCAUCUGCUGAUAUAACAAUUUAAAACAUUAUUUGUGUUGAAUAAGAAGGGAAAAACAAGUAACAAGUAUGAAAAAGUAUGAAUGCAGGCAGUACCUGAAGAAGCAGUUCCAGCAAAAACAGCUUGCAUGUACUAUUUUGGAAGCCUUCCAGCUGAUCCCAUCAAGCUUCCACCAAAUAAACACCAUAGGUUUUCUCACUUGAUUCUGUGCACCACACUCAGUGUAUCAGCGGAGCCACAAUUAAAGAGAGAACAAACAUAGAAAAUCCCAAGUUGAGUGUUAGCCUUGAACUCAAUUUCCCAAACAGCUACCCCAAAUUAGCAUCAGAACCAGAACUAGUAUUGAACAAUUCAUGUAAGCCCCAGAGAAAACCUUCUCAACAUGUCUGUUUGAUGUAAUCCAUGUAGUUGGAAUAGAAGGGACUGCUUCUCCUUUAACUAGUUACUGCCAAAGAGCCUUGUCCAAAUGGUCCUUUUGAAUUUUCCUGUAACAUGCUUUAAUACCUUAUUGAUUGCUUGGCAAACUCUGAGCUUUAAUUGUCAUAUUUCUUGUACUUGAUUUAUUUAUCUGCUCUGUUUGCAGAGGUAAAAUCUAGUUAAAGGGAAUAUGCAACUCUUUUUAGUGGAACAACAAAGAAGUCAAGCUCUGGAAGCUCAUGCUGCUGCUUUUGCACAAUUUAAAGAAAAUUCUUUGGUUGGAUGAAUCCCCUUAUGCAGCGUGCAUAUCAAAGACCAAUAACAGAGAAGUCAGGAACACGAGUUGGACAAUUUCUCUUUUUUUCUGUAGUAUGGAUUUUGGAGUAUGGAAAGAAAAGAGCAGAAACACUUACAACAAAUGGGACGGGGUUGCUCGCAGUACCACACAAGUACUCCUGUCUUGUAACUAUAACCAAAUUUAAUAGUUUGAUCAACAAAACCUCAAUUUGAUUCUUGUCAUGACAAUGAAAUGAUGUUUCCUGGGAUUGGUAAAAUAGUGCAUGGACCAGUUUUUUUUCUCAGCUUUCAUGGUGCCUAAAUUGAACUCAUUAAAGAGAGUUAGUCAAGAGCUUUAUUUAUAUAGAGAAUGAGUAGUACAGAGGGGGUAGUUAUGAUCUUUCAGCAGACAAACUAACAUAACUAAAUAAUAUUAACAACUAGUGCUUUCAGAAGUGAAUCAUGUCUUGUUAACAGAAUGAUCUUUCAACUGGUUACAGGUCUUUCCCAGAGCUUGGACAACAAUUUUGAUUUCUCUAGUAAUCUUAUUCAUUUUGUUCUCUGCUAUAUAUAUUGGGACCUGUUCAUGUUUUCAUUCAUUAGUAAUCUUAUUAGUAUAAAUAAUAUGAAUAUAUUAUCAUUAGAAAUAUAAACAAUUAAGUGGUAGUCAAAAAAGUUACCACAUAAGAGAAAAUUCCAAUGCCAUAUCAUGUGAAUAGUCUUCCCAUGUCAAGGGACAUAGCUCCCUGUAUCAGAAUUUUUUUCAACUCAGAAACUGACCCAUUUAG